This is a messenger RNA of Daphnia pulex (common water flea), 2651 nucleotides long. RefSeq lists its product as uncharacterized. Bases 155 to 943 code for a protein of 262 amino acids. The record is from RefSeq and is a predicted model, not a curated record. Gene Ontology annotation, molecular function: DNA-binding transcription factor activity, RNA polymerase II-specific. Gene Ontology annotation, biological process: regulation of transcription by RNA polymerase II. Lineage: Eukaryota; Metazoa; Arthropoda; Branchiopoda; Diplostraca; Daphniidae. Gene Ontology annotation, cellular component: nucleus. The transcript is spliced from 5 exons.
CACUACUUCCGGACUGAUCAGCUGUGUGUGUGGGAGCCACGUCGUCUGAACUUUUAUGUCUUAAUUCGAUCGUUUUGCACACGCCCCACUGAUAUCGUAAUCGUUAAAUUAAGUUUUUCGCUAUUCAUCACGUGCUAAGUACAUAGAAGCAAAAAUGUUAAGAACACCAUCACGUGGUUCUCCUGUCCUAGGCAAAUCUCCCCGUCUUUAUUAUCCUUUUGGCAAUACUCGAGGCAGGAAUCUAUUGAAAGAUUACAACUUUCAUGAAAGUGAUGACAACACUGGUAUAACUAAGAUUCUCUUUUUGGGAUGUGGAGACCUAAGAAAAACUUUUCACGUAAUAACUACUAAACACCCACAACAUAUUCAUCUUAAUGAUGCUCUUCCAUCAAUUUUGGCUCGCAACAUUAUGGUGUUGAAAAUCGUUUCAGCCAAUUAUUUCAAUCCGGAUGAAGCUGAUGAUUUUUCAUUUAUCUGGGAUGUGUGGUAUAACACAGAUUGGUCGGAAAUCACACAGAAAAGAUUUCUAUCAGUUCUGAAUGACCUGUUGAAUGAGAAGCUCCCAGAAAAUGUUCAUAUUCCUGACAGCAAUCAUUUGCAAAAGUUGAAGAAAGUUUGGAGUUCUUGGCAUGCUACUGCCUCACAAAAUCGAUCGGAAUCAGAACUACUGAUGAAAAAAAUACAUAAAGAGAGGAUUCACUUUAUUUUAAAAGGCAUGGAUAGCAUGUCGGAAGGAGAGUUCCGGGAGAGAUCUAAGAAUCCUGUGCAUUUCGUUUCUACAGUCAUCGAUUGGUUGGCUGAUGUCACGUCGAAAAACAUUUUGGUGUCGACAGUGAAGCUUCUACAGAAAGAGUGGUCAGAGGUGAAGCCCACUCUUAUUUUCAAUCUGGAAAUUGCAGAAUCAAUCAGGAAUCUGGCGUAUGCAUUAAUCCAACACUUCUAGACCCAACGUCACUCGAAUGGAAAGUCCACUAUUUAUCAUCUCCUUUCGAUAGCUACCUGCCUCUGACCAAAGAAGAGCUGGAUACUUCAGUCAAGAGCAAUAUGAUGACCCAAUCUUGCCAGAAAAUACUAAAGAGACUUUUGCUUUCUUAUCGAGUCGAAUUGAAAAUGUUGAAGUAUUUUUUCACUUGGAAGAUUCCCUGGAGUUUUGCUACGCUGGAUCAGCUAAACGUUUUGAUGUCAUCGAUUGUUCCAACCUCGCAGAUCACGUUGGGCUAGCUAACAUUAUUGUUGUUUGCAGCCGAAUAUUGGCAAACCACCCAGCAGCUUUGCUAUUUACUGAAUCGAUUGUUUGGACGUAUCUUGCAGACACCGCGGAAAAAUACGUUGAAAGAGCUCUUUGUUGCCCACUCAGCAUGAUCCCUACUAUAUAUGGUUUUCGAUUGACCAACCGUGUAGAAUUAGGAGCAUCCACAAUCGACAAUAUACGACGGAAUCUAGUGCGUCCUUUGGAUUUUUGCUGGCGAAAUGCUCCCAGUUUUCGGAACAUUUCACUUUCCUCCUCUCCGACGUUGAAUCGUUUUUUAGAUAAACUAGAAGAUGCAUGUUUUGAUACUGCGUUCCCUCGCGAAAUGUUCGGGAGUCAACCUGGCGAUAUGUGCGGCAGCAUUUGUUAUACUCCAUUUACAUACAACUACGUUGUGAACUCGAUGAUUCAACGCGUUGGAGGUGACCGUUGGUAUAAAGACCAUCGUCAACUUGGCAUUCAUCAUGCAUUUGAUUUGACUAAACGGACAGCAGAAGCCUGGAAAGAUGGCGAAAUGAUUAUGAAGAUAACAGCCGAACCAGAGACGAAACCCUCCUUACUUUUUGUUACUAUUAUAGAUUUUUAUGUUGAACAAGUUACGGAAAAUUAUCGGGAAUGCCCAAGUAAUUAAUUUGUGUGUUGUCUCAUAGGGAAAGCUGUUCGAGUAAUCUGGUAUUCAUCCUCACUUGAUUCAUUUCGUGCCAGCUAGUGAAAGGCGUCAAGAAUUCAAGUUUAGCUGCUGCGUGCAGUCAGCAAGUAAGCAAUCCAAUUGAUGUCCACCAGGUGGCGCGAGUGUCUUUGAAGGACUAACUUCGGCCAUUUUGUUCCUUGACGCAGCAGAAGUGAGAUGCCGGUCGUGACGUUUCCCAAAAUGAAAAGGUAUUUCUUGUCAAUUAAUCAGGUUAAUGGAAUAUAAAAUCUCGUUGUGUCAAUUUACAGGUGAUUGAUAAUACCUCUUUGCCACCUGAAUUGAAAAUGUCUGUAUUGCCGAAAUGUCGUGCCUCGUGUGUCUCGCUGCCUGUACCCAGUCGUACGUCUCAUCCCAUGCAACAGCAAAAGUCUAACAACCACGCUGCACGCUGCAGCCAGAUGGUGAAAGGUGUGAUGAAGAAAAGUUCAACCGUUGUAUGCAGGAUGUGGUGCCAGUGUUAUCCAGAAGUAGCUGUGCUGGAGUUAUUCCGAAGCAGCUGAGCCAGAAUUUGUCCAAAUUGCUGACUUUAAAAUUUUAACUGCUUUCAUUUGUGUUUUUUGCUUUGCAAGUGGUAUCCGUGGUGAUGAUUUGAAAUAUUUUUAUCCCCUUUUAUUUGUGGUUUUGCUCUGCCAGUGAGUUUCUGACUUGAAUUGGUUUCAUCUGUCGUCUUUUGCGUUUUUACUUGGGCAGUAUACGAUUGUGGCAAACUGA